GCAAAGGCUGAUUCGGUUCAGCUCGAAACACUCGGAAGUUAUCUUUUGCAGUUUUAGAAGCUUGUUUUCGCGGAAGUUUUCUGGUGCAAUCCGAUUAUAAUCGUGUGUAAACGGUAAAGAUGAGCUUCCAUCAUUCGAAUCGCGGUGGAAAUCGCCGGGGAGGCAAUUUCAAUAAAGGUGGCGGAGGUGGACGCCACGGUGGUAGUGGUGGUGGAAAACGUGGAGGAAAGGAUGCGGAUGUUCUGAUCGAUGAGAAAAAUCCGGUCGUUCAGUGUUUCCGCGGGUACGCCCGGGAGUUGGACGAGAAGCACGACCGGUACGAACGGAUCGUCAAGUGCAGCCGGGAUAUUACCAUCGAGAGCAAGCGGAUCAUCUUUCUGCUGCAUACGGUGGAUGUCAAGAAAAACAACCAAUCGCAAGUGUGCGAGGAAGCGAAAGCCCGUCUGCAGAAUCUCUGCCGUACCCAGUUCGCUACGCUAGCCUGGGAGCUCCAUAAGCAGGAUCCCUACCAAUUUCUCCGUGCCUACACGGCCGGAUUGCAGGAAUUUAUCGAGGCGUACACGUUCUGCGAGUAUGUCAACUCGCAGAACAUCUCUCACUGGACUGCAAUCCAGAAGCAGUUGAAGUACAAGAUACCGCCUACCGAAGAGAAGAAAGCAGCGGAGGAGGCAGAUGAAGCAGAAGAUGCUGCAGAGACUGCCGAACAACAACCGGAAGACGAGAUCGACAUAAGUUGCCCCAUACCUCCGAUGGAGUUUGUCCUGGGUGUGGGCGAUCUUACCGGAGAAGUCAUGAGAAAGUGUAUCAAUUCGCUUGGUUCGGGCGAUGUGGACAGUUGCUUCGAACACUGUCGGUUCCUGCAGGAACUGUACAAGGGCUUCAUUUCGAUUAGCAAUGCCAGAAAUCGCGACUUCUCACAGAAGCUGUUCACGUUGCGCCAGAGCUUGUUGAAAAGUGAGAGUGUCUGCUACAACGUAAAAGUUCGCGGUGGUGAGGCAGCCAAGUGGGGCAGCACCGAUGACGCUGGAUUCGUCGGCAUGUCCAAGGACCACCCGGACGAGGAUGAAGGAGUUUUCUUUUAAUUCAGGUAAAUGUUUGCUCUGUGUUGAACCGUUUUUUUUCUCGUCUUAAAUGGCGGUACACUUGAAUUGGAAUAAAUUACGUGAAAUCAACGCGAAAGAACAAAAUUGCACUCA
Ochlerotatus camptorhynchus is the source of this 1196-nucleotide messenger RNA. It is a transcript of the gene Trax, whose product is annotated as Translin associated factor X. NCBI's taxonomy places the organism in Eukaryota, Metazoa, Arthropoda, Insecta, Diptera, Culicidae. The record is from RefSeq and is a predicted model, not a curated record. The transcript is spliced from 2 exons. Gene Ontology annotation, molecular function: RNA binding; RNA endonuclease activity; sequence-specific DNA binding. Gene Ontology annotation, cellular component: cytoplasm; nucleus. Bases 120 to 1082 code for a protein of 320 amino acids.